GUACUCCUUGAGAGGUUGCCGACCCGUGAGGACGUUUUGCAAUUGUUUGACUUGCUACGCCGUGAGGAUGCCUCUCGCGGUGCUCCUAUGCCUUUGUCCUUCGGUUGUGGAUGUUGGAUACAGAAUGAUCGUUUUGGUCUGAUGCGGAACUACCAAUUGUUUCCGCUGACUGUGCAGUUUAUGAACUCUUUUGUCAGGCCAAUUCGACGGUGCCCCAGGUACCCAUCUAUCGUCCUUUUCUGUGACGUGCAGGCGGAAACAUCUUUGUGCUUCGGCCUGGAGGUCGCGAGCCUGCGGCGCUUGACAACAUUCAGUGGACGCAUGCACCUCCAGCCACGAAGUUUGUUCCUUUAG
Messenger RNA from Symbiodinium sp. CCMP2456, 354 nucleotides. The record is from the annotation of a GenBank genome assembly. Lineage: Eukaryota; Dinophyceae; Suessiales; Symbiodiniaceae.